This is a messenger RNA of Lodderomyces pseudojiufengensis, 726 nucleotides long. RefSeq names its product SAM complex subunit (gene SAM35). Bases 1 to 726 code for a protein of 241 amino acids. The transcript has a single exon. The record is from RefSeq and is a predicted model, not a curated record. NCBI's taxonomy places the organism in Eukaryota, Fungi, Ascomycota, Pichiomycetes, Serinales, Debaryomycetaceae.
AUGAAAAUUCCUCAAAUACUAGAUGACUUAUUUGAUUCAGUACCAUUGAAAAUCAUUCAUGAAAGUGACAACGAUAUUCAAAUCAAGUCUCCAACACCAUUGUCAAACUCAGUACCACUAAUAUUGGGAGUAUACAACACAUUUCAUUACAAAGAUAUAGAACUACCUACAGAUCCAAUUUCAUUAGCUACGUACCUUAGACUAAUUCAAAAGAAUGAUUUAAAGCUAACAUCAUCAUCAACUGGCUUAACAAAAAUUCCAUUUCGUGGAUCACCAUACAAUUCACUACCGAUAUUGAUUGGAGAUUCUAUUGAAAGUAUACAAAAAAUUCAAAAGAACAUAGCUAAACAUUACAAAGGCGAAGAAUUUUUCAUCAACGACUUUUUGGAUACCAAAUUAUACAAUCUAUGGAUAACUUGUCUUUUGACUGAAAAAUUUGAUGAUGAAAUUUAUCACAAAUUGUUUGAUGUAAAAGACUUUGAAAUUUAUGAUUUAAAGAAAGAAAUACCCAAUUGGAACGACUUUAAAGUACGAUAUCCUUCAUUAAACUUAAAGAAAUUCUACAAUCUACAACUAAAUGAAUUCACGGAGUACAUGGAUUUGGAUAAUCUCAAAUUAGCAUCAUUCAUCAUUAUAAUAAAUGAGUUUCUUCCUUUCACAGAAAUUGGAAAAUUAAUACCGCCAGAAAUUGUAGAGAGAAGCUACAAAGUAUUGAAUAAUUCAUGA